AUGGCCUUGAACGUACUUGGAAAUGACGGCGCCCAGGAGAUAUCUCACGUUGAAGACGACAAAAAUGGAGAAUCGCGGUUGGUUGAUAUUGAUGAUAGAGAAGAGUACUUUGUGAAACCAUUGUAUACCUACUACUGUAAUUGUGGUCAAAUGGCGAUGAUCAGUGAUUGUCUGCUUAUUCGUAUGCCUCUACGAAAGCGUGAUGGUGCCCGAGUUAUUGACCCUGAGAGAACUACAGCAAAGACAUUUUCUACACAAGGCGACACUGUGUAUGUGCAAAGGCCUGAGGGAUUGGAACAGCAAUACCGAAAAAAUUGUAAAGGUUGUGGCGUUCCACUCUUCUAUCAGCAUCCAUUCAACUUGAAGCUGGUUUUCAUAUUUCGGGAGGCAUUGCUUUCUGCUCAGGAAGUUGGUGGAUUCAGCGGAAAUAAUGAAGAGCAAAGGGCCAAGAAGAUUAUUAUGAAGAGGAAUGUUAAAAAUCAAGGAAAAAUGGGAUCAGUCACUGUUUCUACGAUGGAGGGAGAAGAAGAAGAGGAAAUCGAGGCUCGCGAAACGGCGGAGUCCUACUCGAUGAAUGCUCGUAUUGUUCGAGAUGCCUUGAAGCGAAAGGGAAUGAUCAAGGAUAAACUGUUAGGCAGAGAAAUCUCUGGCGGUCCAGCUCCUAAAAAGAGGGGAACUCUUUUGUGA
Molecule: messenger RNA, 687 nt
Organism: Ostertagia ostertagi
Lineage: Eukaryota; Metazoa; Nematoda; Chromadorea; Rhabditida; Trichostrongylidae
Source: the annotation of a GenBank genome assembly